Vespa mandarinia (Asian giant hornet) is the source of this 1190-nucleotide messenger RNA. Its product is annotated as odorant receptor 43a-like. The record is from RefSeq and is a predicted model, not a curated record. Gene Ontology annotation, cellular component: plasma membrane. Lineage: Eukaryota; Metazoa; Arthropoda; Insecta; Hymenoptera; Vespidae. Gene Ontology annotation, molecular function: odorant binding; olfactory receptor activity. Gene Ontology annotation, biological process: detection of chemical stimulus involved in sensory perception of smell; sensory perception of smell.
AUGGUACUACUUCGUAUCAAACCAAAUCAAAUGUUACGUUUAUUAAAUUUAACCGGAAAUUUUACCAGUACUUGGCCGGGAUCUCAGAAAGCAGGACGUUUUGAAAUGAUCUUACGAGAUGUUGGUUGGAUUUUAGGAGUGUUAAAUGCAUUUCUAAUAUUAUUGACUUUAUUUUAUGCCGAUUAUUAUCAUAUAAAUGAAAAGGACGUUGGUACUUUAAUGAAACCUUUAUGCGAAACAGCUACUCUCAUAGACGUUAUACUUGCUUUAAUUUUAUGCAGAUUCAAAAGAACUAAUUUACAGAAACUCAUGGAAGAAGUGAAAGAAUUUAUUAAUAAUUGCAAUAUCAAGGAGGAAGCCAUCAUGCAAAAAUAUAUAGAUCAUUCAUCGAUCUCCACAACAAUGGCGGCAUCAAAUGUUCUAGCGGCCAUUGCAUUUUCUUUUACUCCAUUCUUUGCGGAGAACGACGUCCCUGGCGAUGCUAUGUUUCCAUUUGAUAUAAAAUCAUUAUUCAUUAGAAUUCCGAUAUACUUUUUGGACGUAAUUGUUCUCUUUCAAACUGCAUUAUGCGUUUGUGUGGAUUUUAUGAUUGCAAUGUUGAUGUGGUACUCUGCUACUAAAUUAGAAAUUUUAGGAUUAAAACUUGAAAAUGCUACGGACAAAUAUAAAAUAAAAAAUUGCGCUAAGGAACAUCAGAAAAUAUUAAAGCAAUCUAUUUUUAGUUUCAUAUCCGAAACACAAAACGUUAUUGAAAUGUUAUUAUUCAAAACGAACGUGACAAUGGGCGCAACUGCAAUUGGUGCGACAUUCUCGCUCCUACACCAUGAACCAAUAAACAUAGAGCUACAGUUUAUUUGCAUGAUGAUUGCUAGCUAUCAAAGAUUAUAUGUUACAGCUUUACCUGCUGAUGAUUUAAAAGAAACGAGUAUGAAACUCGCGACAUCGGCAUAUAAUUCAAAAUGGUUCGAAGAUACUUCCAACAUGGCAACCGACGUACGCAUUAUAAUAGUAAGAAGUCAAAAACCAAUUUUGAUUUCAAUGGGUGGUCUACUUCCCAAUUUAACUCUCGAAUAUUAUGCAAAUUUCUUUUACACAAUUUCAUCUUAUUUCAUGACAAUGAGACAAAUGAUAGAAGAAUAAAAUCUGACUUUUUCUUGUCUCAUUGUUAAAACAUAUCUUGCACACUGCAG